UGUACCUGUGUGUUUCUGUGCUGCCAUUCUCCUUGGGCUAGCAGCUGAUCUUAACCUCUGCAGUGCGGCCUGAGCUGCCUGUCCUGUCCUCCUCUUCCUCUUCUCGAUUUUCCUCCUCACAGCUCCAGAGCCUGACCCUGCGUCCACCUCCGCCAGGAACCUUGACAAUCCCGCCAAAUCUCCCGCUGAAGGCCUCGGCCACAGUCCCGCCGUCAGCGGUGCCUCGCCUGAGGGCCCCCGUCGUCCCCCUGAGGCUCAGCCAGUCUCCCUCCUGCCAUGGAAGAGAGGCAUGUAAAGUUGGGGAUAGCAGCCCUACCUCUCCCCAAGCAGGUGCAAAGAGCCCACCUGUGCGCCACCUCACCGUGCCGCCUCCAUCCCUGUACAGCCCAAUCCAAUCCCACGCAUUGGCCAAGCACAAAGCCAGCAGCCCCGGCAACCUUAAACGCUCUCACAGCCUGAUGAGUUCCCAGCAGCCAGCCAGUCUCCAGAACCACACCCCGCCCAGCAGUCCCCAGGGUCCCACGCCAAAGAAGCCCUUACCAGAGUCGCUGCGCUGCCCCUCCGCCCAGAGCCUGCUCACUCAAGCAGCGUCCUCCUUCUCCGCCUCCAGCCCGUAUACCACCACAGAGAGGACCCAGACCACUAGCGCCACUCACGCCACUCACGCCACUCACGCCAGUCAUGCCACCUCCCCGACUUUAGCCUUACCCCUGGGGAGCUCAAACCCCACGUCAGAGCGCUCCCUCUUGGCCUCGAAACAGCUGUUGAAGAUCGCUCUGUCCUCAGCCUCUGUUCAGAUGGCCUGCAGCCAGUCCAAGAUGGCUGCCAUCAUCACGCCAUCUCGAGAUUACAUCCAGUCCAAGCCACUAUCCCCCAUGUUCUCCCGACCUGUCAAACCAGACUGCCAAGGCCACUCCCCGCAGAGAAGCCUGAGCCAGCCACUCAACCAGCUUUCCCCCUCGUCCACUCAGAUCCCUUCAGUCUCGACCACCACACCAAAAAUCCCUUCCCCGCUCCCUUCACCUCAGAGACCCUGCCCGCCCUCCCCAAUCCUCCCCCCUGGAUUCCCCAGCGGCCCCCAGAAACCUCCAAAAUCACCCGUGGCUUUAUGCAACCCAACACCUCCCGUCGAGAGGGUGCCACAAGAGCAGAAGCACGUGCCAGGGAUGGAGGGGAAGGGAACACACACGGUGGAGGAGAGACUGACGCCUGUGGGCCAGCUUUUGAAGACAACCAUACUAGACAAAGCUGCCACUCUGACGACGAACUCACAGACUCUGAGCUCUGCGCCCGCAGAAAAAGCUUUAGACUUCACCUUAUCUGAGGCACCUUGCUCAGGAGAAUCCCAGGGCAGAGCCUCUGUGAAGAGUACACAGCAGAAGACCCUUCCACCACCUACAGCUUCGCCUCAAGCACUGGGGCAUCAUGGAGACCAGUGCGAGGACCUCUCCACUCAAUCAGACAACCACUCAGUUCUCUCCCCUGGGUUUGCAGCUGUCUCCAGCCUCUCGUCAGACCUGUCCCCCAUCCAGUCCUCGGUGGUCCCACCACCAUCUGAUGACCCCCUGGUACCCAGUGGCUCUCCCUCACCCUUCACACCCCUGCUGGGACAGAACCCCAGUCCUUCCCCCUUAUCCAGCUCCACAACAGUACCAGAGAACCAGGAGAAGCCAGAAGCCACAAAGACGGUCAUUCUAACCCACUUGGUUGAUGGCUUCAUAAUUCAAGAAGGACUCCAGCCUUUCCCGGUGAUUCGGUCAUCCCUGAUGGUCAAGCAGUCGGAACAAGGGCCUGAAAGUGCCACGAAUGGACUGAAAGAUCCAGAACCUUUCGACUGCACGGACUCAAUGGAACCAGCAGAGAAUUCCUCUGACACAGACGCAGAUGUGGGGCCACAUGACAAUGGACUUGAAGAGGGCCAGCCGGUGAUGCUCCAGUGUGAGCUCUGCAAGAGAAGUGGCCCCUCUCACUCGUUCGUCCGCUCCAAGCGCUUCUGCUCCAGCUCCUGUUCCCGGCGGUUCAGUCAAAACAAACGGUUCCGUCCUGUCAGGCGCAGUGGGAGUCAAGAUGGCCAGCGCAGCCCGGGACUCAAAGAGUCCACCUAUGAGGGUCAGUCGGGCGCCACUGAACACUGGAGAGUCCAGCCGCCCAAAGGGGACGAGGAGGAGGCCGCUGCCCCCAUGAAGACUCGCCUGCGCCGGCACACGGAGCUGGAGCGCGAGCGCGAGACCCAGACCAGGGACGUGUCCGAGGAGGCCAGGAGAGACCCGCUGUCUCCCGAGGACCCAGCCACCUCCCCAGACCAGUCCUCUCGGCCCCGGCCUGCCGAGUGGACUGUGGACCAAGUGUGGGAAUUCAUAUCCAGCUUGCCAGGCUGUCAGGAGAUUGCGGAGUCCUUCCGAGCUCAGGAGAUUGACGGGCAGGCCCUGCUCCUGCUGACAGAGGAUCACCUGAUGAGCGCCAUGAACGUCAAGCUGGGGCCCGCGCUCAAGAUCUGCGCCCGCAUCAACUCACUGAAGGAGCACUGAGAGGCAGGGGGGGGGGGGGGGGGGGAGAGAGAAAGAGAGGGGGAUGAAGCCAGGAGCAGAAAGGAGAGAAAAGAUAGGGAGACAGAUGUGAAAUUUCAUACAGCGAGAAAAUCCCAUAUAGCCCAGAGCACUAGCCAAUAGAACAGAGCCAUUUUGUACACUUUCAAAUGAUUGAGAGAUUGAGUUGAAUUCGUCAGAGACAAAUUAUUGUAUGUGUGUUUACAAAAAAAAAAUCAACCGUUAGACGCAAAAAUGAAAUGACCUGUGUAUUUAGCAUCUGUGUGGAAGCAUGAUAGCAAUACAUGGUCAGUAUCCGUACACAUAUACAAGAUCUACACAGUCAUACUAGGAGGGGUUUUUGUGUCUACUUUUUGUAUGGGGUCUUAUAAUAAGGGUUGUUUUUUAUAUUUUGGACUGAGAAGAAUGGACCAUUCCCUGUGUUACAGAGCAACGGCUGAGGUGAAAGGCAGUGGUUAGUUGAAAGCAUGUCCCCUUUCGAGAUCUUUUCUUAUUGUACUGUAUAUAUGUACAUGUCAUAACAUUGCAGUGUUUUUUGUGUGUACAAAGUUCCAAUUGUUUUAAGAAGGAUUUGUAAUAUUUAAUAUAUUUGUUUUUGAGGCUGUGGAAGGUACAACAACACAUGCGUAUAUAUGGGUGUUUUACAGGGGAAAGAUUAACAAUACUGUGUUAAGAUUAGACAAAAAUGAAUUUUAUUAAUCAUUUAUACUGUGCAAACCAAGCCUAAGAUGUUAUUGGAUUUUAAACCCUUUUAAAGGCAUAUAAGCUUGAACAGUUUUGUUUUCUGAAAACAGGGCACAGGCGAUGGUGUCCUCUGAGACCUUAAAGCAGUCAUUUUACCGAUGCCUAACCGAUGAGGCAUUUUAUAGUGUAGUAUCAUGUCAAAGGGUGUUUGUCAUUGUCACAUGACCUUUUCCGUGCCACUUUAAGUAUUUAAUUAAACAGACAUUUUGUUACCUAUGA
Molecule: messenger RNA, 3509 nt
Organism: Clupea harengus (Atlantic herring)
Lineage: Eukaryota; Metazoa; Chordata; Actinopteri; Clupeiformes; Clupeidae
Gene: phc3b
Product: polyhomeotic-like protein 3
Exons: 10
Coding region: 459-2528 (689 amino acids)
Biological process (GO): negative regulation of DNA-templated transcription
Cellular component (GO): nucleus; PRC1 complex
Molecular function (GO): histone binding; zinc ion binding; chromatin binding
Source: RefSeq, a predicted model, not a curated record